AUGGAUAUUCCGAAGACGUUCAAGCAAGCCAUUUUCAAGGAAAAAGGCGCCCCAUUGGUCCUCGAAGAGGUGCCAAUGACACCUCCGGGUAAUGGGGAGGUGUUGGUAAAGGUGCAGGCCUGUGGUGUAUGUCAUUCUGAUGUAUACGUACAGAACGACGGUCUAGGCGCUGGCCUCCCCCGAGUGCCAGGGCACGAAAUCAUCGGGCACGUGGCCGCAAUUGGUGAAGGAGUGACACAGUGGAAAGUUGGUGAUAGGAUUGGAGGAGCGUGGCAUGGCGGUCAUGACGAUGCUGAGUACUGUCUGCUCCGUGCUGAAGCUGGUGUGCGAGUUCCAGCAGAUGUCGACGCAGCAGUAUACGCCCCCAUUCUAUGUGCUGGAGUAACGGUUUUCAACUCGAUGCGCAACAUGAAGCUGAUGCCCGGCUCAACAGUCGCUAUCCAGGGACUCGGUGGCUUGGGCCAUCUAGCUAUUCAAUAUGCAAACAAAUUCGGAUUUCGUGUUGUUGCCUUGUCUAGAGGCUCUGAUAAGGAGAAGUUUGCAAAAGAGCUAGGAGCCCACAUAUAUAUCGAUGGCAGCAAAGGUGAUAUUGGCGAGCAGUUGCAGGCAAUUGGAGGCGCAGAUAUGAUCGUCUCGACCGCACCGAGUAGAAGUGCUGUCGAGCCACUUCUCAAGGGAUUGGGAAUGUUGGGCAAACUUCUGGUCCUCUCCAUCCCCGGGGAUAUCACCGUUAACACCGGUCUAAUGUGUUGGCCCAGUGGCCACGCCACGGACUCCGAAGAUGCCAUCGAAUUCACAAAACUUGAGAAUAUCAAUUGCAUGGUGGAAAAAUUCCCACUUGCAAAGGUCCAGGAAGCAUAUGAUGCGAUGGUCAAAGGAACAGUUCGAUUCAGGGCUGUGAUCACUAUGGAGUGA
Trichophyton benhamiae CBS 112371 is the source of this 915-nucleotide messenger RNA. RefSeq lists its product as uncharacterized. Gene Ontology annotation, molecular function: oxidoreductase activity; zinc ion binding. The transcript has 6 exons. Bases 1 to 915 code for a protein of 304 amino acids. The record is from RefSeq and is a predicted model, not a curated record. NCBI's taxonomy places the organism in Eukaryota, Fungi, Ascomycota, Eurotiomycetes, Onygenales, Arthrodermataceae.